AUGAAUAAGAAAGACAGAGGAAAAAGCGACAGCGUAUUCAGUUGGAACGACCAGUCUGCAAAUGUCCGUACGGUGACAUGGGAAACUGGAAAAAAACUAAACAUUAAAAUGUACGAAAAGAACUGGAAAACAGUCAAGUCAUUAAUGACCGUGCGUAGUCGUGGAAAAAAGUCUUUACAAUCCACGCGAUAUGUCAGACAACUGAGAUAUUCACUUGACAUGGAUACUCCAGAAAACACAGACCAGGAGGAAAGUGAAGAGGAACGACAAAUUGCACGAGAGGUAUAAAAACGUUAACACGAUAGCGGAUAUUUGUUUGGCUCCUCUUUCACACGGGAAUGCACCUAUGGAAUACACCCUUCCGGAAAGUGCUCAUUGCUUGACUAGACAGCAUCGUUUCCGUGAUUGAGACAUUCCUUGCUUGUGAUGAAAUGAUUAUAAACAGCUAGUCUUUAUGUUCACUGAUAUAACUGUAUGAUUUCGUAAAUCUGUCACAUGUAACAAGACAAAAGGCUCUAAAUCUCAAUCACGAAAACGAGGCUGUAUAGCCAAACUAUGAACACUUUCCGGGUGCAUUCGUACGGUUAGCCGGAGCCAACCUCGUCCCCAGGGUCUUCUUCGUGAUGUCGAAGAAGACCCUGGCGUUUCCUUAUUCUCUGACCCUGGGGAGAAGAUCCUGGAAACGAGGUUGAGCCGGAGCUGGUUCAUGCGUAAUUUAUACGCGCCCCCAUCUUGAUUAGUUCAUUCGAACUCGGAAAGCAAUAUUUUAUUAACUUUACAAUCAUAUUAUGUUAAAAAUACACAUAUUGAUUGAAGGAUUGGACAACAGAACUCGAAUCCCAUAUUAACUAUUAAGAUUUAAGUCCAUCCAAGGCAUCCAUCUAACACUACUAGCUAAAACUGGCAUGGACAAUCGUACGGAUUCCAAUUUAUCGGCUGGUCCCGAAUCGACUAUAAAAUUUAAUAAAUUCAUGUUACUAAAAUUUCAUAAAAGUCUGAUUAGGCCUUUAAUGGAAUGUGCAGAUGUAAUAUGGGAUGGAUGUAGUGUAGAGGAAGCAAAUCUUUUAGAAGCAGUCCAGUACGAAUCAGCUCGCAUUGUUACUGCAUUAUGCAAUAAGGGAACAAAUAGAAAUCGUCUAUUGGAAGAACUAUGUUGGGAGGAUUUAAAAACUAGGAGACAUAUUCAUAAACUAUCCUUUUUUCAUAAAAUACCCACACUGCACCAUCCUACCUUUGUGAUCUUUUGCCUCCAUAUAUAAACCAAAGAUCCAGUUAUUUUCUAAGAUCUAACGACACUUUAACUAAUAUAUUUGUGAGAACUGAACGAUUUAAAAAAUCUUUCUUGCCAUCAGCAAUAACUGCCUGGAAUGAUCUUGAUCAGGAUUUACGAAAUAUAGAAACGCUGUCUUGCUUUAAAAUUACCUCAUGUAAUAUGUAUUGUGGACAAAAAUAUAACGUAAAAUACAAUGCAUCACUAAGUAGGUAUAGCUCAAUACUGCAUACCAGGCUCAGGCUUGGUCACUGUGCGCUUAAUUUUCACCUAUAUAGAAUUAGUUGUGCAAAUUCCCCUUUUUGUGAAUGUCGAUGGGGUAAAAUGGAAACUGUCAAACAUUACUUUUUAUAUUGUUCUCGAUUUGCUGCCCAACGUGAACAAUUGCUCUCACUUUCUGCGCGGCUGCUCCAUCCUAUCAUUCCUAUGUGGAUGAAUUUAUCAGAGAAUCGGAAAAUUGAAAUACUUUUGCAUGGAUCGGAAAAUCUUGAGCAUGAAGAUAAUGUAAAAUUAAUGCAAAAUGUCCAAUUAUUUAUUCUAAAUACAAAGCGGUUUCAGGCCGAGUAACUUUUUUUAAACUUGUUUUGUAAAACAUUGGUGUGGUAAAUUCUUCCAUAUAAAUUUCUUAUAUAUAACAAUAUGUUGUUUCAUGGAAAGCUUGAGAAUGAAUACCAGAUGUUCUUCCACACCAUGAUUAUUCGAUCUUUGUUUUGAUGUAAUCCUUUUUUAUGUAAUCCUCUUUGUUUUGAUGUAAGUAACUUUGUAAAUAAUCCGACAUAAUCUCCCUUGAUGAGCGAUGCUCUUGGAGAAAAUGGCUGUAACAAAGUGUUUAAAUAAAAAAAAUAAAUUUACGGUUAUAUAAGUUGGUGCAAUCAGAUCGAAUCACAUGAGUAAAGGCCCAUUUCCACUCAAGAAAAUUUUCCCCGGAAAGAAAAUUUUGUACGAUUUGAUUAGCUGACACAAAUUUUCCGUCGGAAAAAAAUUUUGAUGUUGAAAAAUUUCAACUUUUAAUAAUGACAUUUUCGGAAAAUUUUCUGUCCGUGGAAAUUUUUCUUGAAAAUGGGCCUUAACCAGUCGCUCGGACAUGCUCUAGUUGGUCACCGCGCGGACAAACCAUAAUAAAAAACGAGCUUAAUAAAUAAAUGUCUGAAGAUUAAAGGCAGCCGUAAAAGUUCGAUGCAAAUCCGCAAACAUCUAACUUUUUCAAUUUUUUUCAGUUACUACUUGCAAGAUUUAAGAACGUUGUCACGAAGGUAAAGAGAUUGUUCAGAGAUUUCAUUCAUUGUUUUAUGAUUAUGUAAUGAAAUAAUAGCCAAGUUCGCCACAGUUCGGUUAGUGCGACCGGGCGAUUUCUUUUAUGGCCAAGGAAUACGAUAUGACUUUUGUGGCCAAGGUCAAGGAACACGAUGAACAACAUUGUUUCCAGGUUUGUCCACCAGGCUAGGAAACAAUGGUUUCUGGUAUUCGGGAAACCGACCUUCAGAAAACAUGGCUAGAAAACAGUUUUCAUGGUUGACAUACCCUCGUCCAAAGGCGUUGGGAAAAAUUAAGGGGGCAGAAAGAUAUGUGCCCGAAUUUUUUGCAUUUUGCCCGACUUUUUGGAUUUUGCCCGACUUUUUGGAUUUUGCCCGACUUAUUUUUAAAACAUUUUCCGUGUACACUUUCAAAAAUUCGACAGGGGGGAGGGGGGUUGGAAACCUUAUAUAUUUCUUGCAUUUUAGACUAUUAUCUUACAUAUUUCUUGUUCUUAAAUUUAUUUCCCCAUUCGUUUUGCCUAACUUCCUCGUCCCCUCUGGCCUCGUACGCUUAUGCAUUCAGCCUUUUGGAAACAUGGCUAGGAAACAAUGUUUCCACACUAAUGUUUCCAAGAUAGUGCCCUGAGCCAAGCCAUCUUUAGUUCGCGCUGAAGAUGUAUGAAACAUUAUAUAUGAAACAUUACUCUAGAUAAUGCUCCUCCGAUCAGUAUUUGUCAACGUCCUGAAAUAUGCAAUGGAAAAAGGCGGACAUGAGAAAAUCACAUCGGAUCCACGACUGCGACUCAAAGUUAACCACGCUCAGUUACGUACUGAGCAAGAUAUAGCAUUUGAUCCAGAACAAUUCAAAACAGACUACCAGGUAGAGACGAUUUGUCUUUUUUGUGCAAUAUGUAUGAUAAUCCCGCAAUCAGGUCGGAUUAAAUCCAGAAAAACAUUCCUAUAGUAUGUUAGCCAUUCCAACAUACUCGUUCUCGCAGAACAAAAUCUGACAAUAUUUCAAACUUGGUAGCUACUAGGCAGUAUUCUUCGAUCAAGUGUUGAGGUUUUGAAAAAGAUGAACCCCUUCAUUCUUCCACUAUCACAUUUUCAUACAGCCUAGCUACAAGGCCAGAUGGGAAAUUGAUAUUCAGUGGGUACAAGGAUCCAGAUUAGGAAUUCGUCGACUGCUGUUUAGAUAUCAUAACAACAUCUAGGUGUAUAACCUAUUACCAGUUCUGUCACUUCUGUGUAUUAUUUGACAUUGUCAUCUAUAACCUAGGGAUACUUUCCAAAAUGGGCGAAAGAAAUUGCUCUCAAGGCGCCUGGAGAUAGAACGGAUAAAGAAAUAGAUACACUUAACAAAAUUCUUAAACAGCUCAAGGAAUUUCGUCGUUAUACACCCGAAAUACAGCGGCUUUUGUGUAAAGUAGUCAGAUAUGACAGGUAAAUGUUCAAGUGAAUAUUUGGAAUUUGUGACGUGACGCCGAAGAUUCGCUAUAUAAAUCCAGUCCAAAUCAUAAGAUAGUCACGUCAGACAAUGUAAACAACGUAAAAAGCAACUUUUUAAAGUUGUAAUUGUAAAUUUACCAUCACACAUAUAGACAAACAACUACAGUUAUAAAAAUUUCGUAUUUCGCAGUUUUUAACUCUCAGAACUGGGAGAGGUAGUAUCCCCACAAUAGCAGAUACACCCAGCGUGAGAAAGACUAAUUUGCUUCACAUACGCUUCAGACAUGGUCAUGAUAAUAGGAGAUUAUUGGGGUGUAUACAACUCCGGUGUUGGAUCCGAUUUCAAACCGGAUUUCGUUGUACCUUCGAGUGGCUUGUAGUGGCAGAGUAAGAAGUGUCCUAUAGUUAUUCUGAACUACAUGAAGGAAAUUACAAGGUUAUUCGCUAACAUCUUUGAUACUAACCAUGGUACAUCAUUAAAACAUUCUUUCGUAGAUUUGGUCGUCAUCGUGUGAUAAUACGCAAAGGUCAUGUUGGCAGAAGAUUUUACAUAAUUUAUUCUGGGACUGUGGCUUUCACAUUGAGUAAAGACGACUGUGAAGUGUUUUCAAGACCUACAGAGUAUUAUAAUUUAGGCAAAGGAGAUGCCUUUGGGGUACGUUCGUCGCGUUGACGAAUUUAGUUUUUCUUCUAUAGUUUUAACUUAUAACAUUAUUCAUAUUAAAUGGAUUGAGAGGUCCAGUAAGGUCAUUGGUCCAAUGUAAGAGGAAAUCUGAAUUGAACUAACCUUAUUUCUCCUUGGUUUGUGAUUUCACACUAGCUGUUCUAAAUGGUUCUCUUAUGAAGUUCAGUCAGGGUCAUCUCCUAUUCAGGGACGGAUCUGUCUCCAGUCCCUUUGGUCCCAUAGGAAGAAAUAUCAGGUCUCAUGCACUUGGUGAAAACUUGUAGUGUAUAAAUUGGUAGAGUGAAACUGAACGCACUCUUCAUCCAUCACGGCGUGCAAAUUAUAACCAGAUAACUGCAUCAAUACUGCAUGAAUCGAAUCACACGUGCGGAACUGCGAGGAAAGGUACAUAAUACUCAUAAUACUGAUCAUACUGUAUGUGUAACAAAAUACGGUUGAAGACUAGAGUAGAGGUAUUUUGGUUUAAAACAUGGCAAUGGUUCAACUAUAGGAAAACUGAUCUUUCUUACCAUUCGCAGGAACUUGCUCUCAUAAGAAACGUUAAACGUUCAGCAACCAUAGUCUGUCUUCAGACAACAGAAUUUCUGUACAUUGAAAAAGAGGAUUUUACUGAAAUGGGAGUUGUUGAUAUUUUACGCAGAGAAAUGGAAAUCAGAGUAGAAUUUUUGAGGUACGAUGAAUACUAUAAUUAUAUUUUUUAUAUCCGAUGAGUUCCAUCAGUUUUCCCUAGAGUCACAACAAGCAGUGGCGUAGCCAACCCGACUAUUUUAUUUUAGUCCCGCUAUAUGCAAAUUCAAAUUAUCAUUAUUCAUUUCUUUAGAAAUUGAUUGUUUUCACAGUCAAUGAACACGAAAAUAUUUGCAUAGCGGGACUAAAUCGUCGGGCUUUCUACGCUACUGACAACAAGCAGUUAGAGCUAUUCCUUAUAGUGAAUAUAGUCCAUUGUUACCACAGGAUGAAACGUAGCUGGCCAGAAUCGGAAGAAAACGUACGCCAACUAGAAACAACUUUCACAACACGUCCAAUAGACUCUACUGUUAAUUGCACUCUUGUCCAAAUGGCCUCGUAUUCAUGUGGUUAUUUUCCUCAGGUUGCGUGCGCAAUAGCUUUAAACAUGCAGCAGUUUAAUGGGCAGUAAGAGACUAGAUGAUUUGGUUUACCAAGUCUUCGCUCGACAAGUAAAAUCGUAGAAAUCAUUAAUUUCCUUCAAAAUGAUAAAUCUGAUUGUAUAGAGAAUACGAUCUUUUCUCAACAUGGUCACAGGACGUGCUUCAAAAAGUUGCAGAGGAAAGUCGUUCCAUGGAAUUUGGUAAUAAUGUGGUGAUUGAUAACAAUUUACUACAAACAGAUAUGCUCUACGUUGUCAUCGAAGUAUGUUCAUUUAUAAAUUGUUCUAUAGAAUAUGAUCACCUUGAUUUAAAGUAUAAAAUUAGUUGGAUCCCUCGGAAAGAGGUAGAACCAAGCCAUAGCUGGUGAAUGUAUGUUUGAUCCAGUCCUUAGGACUUAAUUUAAAGUGGAUCAAAAUUAAUUCACCACUCUUCUGGUAAUGAUUUGGAAGAAUGACAUAUCAUUUCAAAACCUCAAAUUUGGACUGGGCCAAAUUUCAAGUCCCCGGAAAAAAAUGCUCGGACUUAAAAUCCGGUCCUUUUCUCUUUCUAGAUUUGACUAAUUGACAUAUUAGUUAUUUAGUUGAACAACAAGUAGAAACAUAUAGCCUGCGUGGCAGGCUCAUUGAAUGAGCCUGCCACGCAGGCUAGUAGAAACAUGGGUGAUCACGCAAAACUGAGAAUGGAUAAACACAAUCUUUAAUUUUAAUCGUUAUUAGGGCAGGUGUCAAGUGCUUCGUUUAUUGGAUUUAACACAGAGAAAGAAAUGGGUAAAUUUAAGACGUAAUCAAAAGAAACUUUGCAGUUCGGAGUUCCCAGAAACAAGCAGCACGCCAUAUUCACGACAAGGCACUUACUCGCGUCUUAGUGGGUUAUCUAACGUGACUGGAUAUAAUGAAAGGAUGAUUCCUAGAACUUUCUCACAACCUCAGCCACCGCCUACGGAAAAACAUGUUCAGCCAAGACUGGUAAAGUCAGCUCACUGCUGCACAGUUACACAAAGGCGGGAAAAUGUUGUAAAGGAAGUGAAACGAGCAUCUUAUCCCUGCACCUCACAGGAACGUCGCGAUAGAAGCGCUAACUCCAGGAUCCAAUUCGAGCAAACUAAAGUUGGCGUCGGAGUUUUCUUAAGCCUUGAUAUCAUUGAAAAAGGACAAUCUGCGGUAAGCUUAGAUACAAGAAAUCUCGAACGGUUGGUGCCGAUGUCGGUAGCGAAGAAUACAAACAGCGAACUGUGGAUAUGAUGUAACUACCUGACUAAUGCAACUACCUACUAACUUCCAGACGAGGUUCGAAAUUUUCUCUGGAUUCUUCAGGUAGUUGCAUUGUCUGCAGAGUUCGCAGUUUAGAUAUUCUAGAACACGAGAUUGUUUCAGCCCGGAAAAGCAAGACAAACAGGUCCACAAAUUUUUGUAUUUAAAAAGUGUUUGAUGGUUAAACAAAUCCAGGUGAAGACAUAACUUCCUGGUGGAGGUACAGUAAUUAUGCCCCUAUAAAAACAAAUAUUAAUUGGAAAUGGGGGGGUUAGAAAGCGAGCUUAUUAGAGAGCGAGCUUAUUAGAAAGCGAACUUAUUAGAAAGUGAGCUUAUUAGAGAGCGAGUUUAUUAGAGAGCGAGCCUAUUAGAAAGAUAACUUAUUAGAGAGAGAGAGCUUAUUAGAAAGCGAGCGUGCAGUUUCGGUAGUAUUCUACAAUAAACUGUCUUUCGUUUCCGUCCCUAGUGACUGAAUGAAAACGUUCUCUCUCUAUAUAAUUAUGGUUAAAUGCAAUGAUGCGAAGGAGGCUUAAUACUUUCCACUGUGUAUGUACGUUCGCAAGUUAAAUGGUGGGCAUGAUCGUAUACAUAUCUGACCUGAGAACAGGUAUACUCUGGGUACGAGAUUGGGCUGAAAUGAACUGAAUGCGUAAUUAGUGCAUGACUGUGUAAUUUACCAUAUUUGAAUUAAUUUGCCGGCGGAGGUAUGCAGUCUCCGAGUGCUCUCCGAAUACUGUAAAAAAGGACAAGGAAUAAUUAAUAAGAAUUAACCCACAUUUUAACCAGGGUCUUCAAGGAGUCGUACGCACAGAUGAAGAUAGGUUACUGGGUUCAAACACUGACAAAAGACAUUUAUACUUGGUAAGCAAAGGUUGUUUUAUCAUCUCAAUACCUGUUGAAAGUGUGAGGAAACAUGCUGAUUACAAAACCAUCCAGAAAAUCCAGAAACGCGUAAAAGCCUACCCUAGUGACGAGGCUCUUCUCGAUUGUUAUCUGGAUACAACCAGGUGGAAUGCAUACAAGGAAGUCUUAAUGGGUAGAAUGAUAAAAGAUAUUGAGAAGAGGCGAUGUGAGAGAAAACCUGGAUCUAUGGUUCCAGGAAUGGCACCUGUUAAGCAGGAACAAACCUAUUCGUGUGUUAUAAGUCGACCUGGGACACAACGAACGAUAUACGGUAAGCAGUAUGGACUUUGGGGGGAUGAGGAUGUCUUAAGUAAUCGAUUACUAUUUCACUAUACUUUAAUUUGUUGCCAUUGAAACUAAAUAGCAACAGUACUUAAUAGCGGCAAAAGAAGUUCACCAGACAAGGCGUACCUCCGCGAUAAUGAGUCGGUGGGAAAAUGCAGUCUAUAUAUACCUCGCUUGUUGUAAUUGAAAAACCCCCCAAGCGGAAUGUCAAACCAGAGGCCGGAGCUAAGGAUGCAAAGUGGAACCCCUCAACUUAUGGACUCUCCACAACGGAACUCGGCCUACAUAAAGUGCAUCUACCGUUAACCUUUGAUUAUAAUAGAGCUUAAGGUGGCUCCCUACAGUUCUCUAAAAUUCUAGGUAUUUUGAGUAUCGUUCGCUUUGAACCGAAUUUAUAUUAGAUACACUUAAGACAAGGCAAUAUGAUCAUUUCCAGGAAAGUUCAGAAGCAGUGUGCUAUCCAUUAAUCUUUUGCACUUUUAUUGUCUAAUUUCACAAUAAAUUGACAAUAUCUAUAUUUUCCUUCAGUGAAUUUUUCUGAAAUUUUUUUUUAAGAUUUAUGGUCCAUAAAGGAAAAACAUAUCAAAAUUUGAAGGGAAUUUACAAAUAAGUUUUCGAGAUAUUCGUGAAUGACGGUUACAGAAAAAGUUAUUUGUAGAAUUUCUUAAAAUUUGGAUAUGUUGUACCACUCGUCUUGUAUAACAAAAAUACAAAGUUUAAAAAAGUUUCACCGAAGAAAACACGAGAAAAUCAUCGCUAAAAUCGGCGUGGCCAGCAUGAAAAAAAAUCGACUCGACAUGAGCACAAUCUGCGCAUGCGUGUAAAUUGUAACGUGUGAUUUAUAGUGAUUUCAACUUUUUGGCUUACAAUACAUAAGAAAACAGAUAUUUCUGACUUGUUUGAUAUGAAAAUAAAAUAUUAAUCUUGAAAAUACUAAUACAAAACACUAUUAUAGGCAUUGUAUUAAAUCCAGUGUUAGUUUACAUUUGUUUUUGUUGUUAAAAUCGGUGUUCAAAACAUCGAACUACAAGUUUAACUUUUCAUAUAAAACAACUCAUAACUGUUUUAUUUGAUUUAGCAGAUAAAACGAUACCUGUGAAUUGAAUUGAUUGACAGAACUUAUAUAAGUUUCGGCAACAGUUCACUACUGUUCAAGAGUUAAUAGAAGACAGUAUCAUUUCAGUUUGACAGCUCGCAAAACAACAAGUUGAAAAUUUUGAGCAAUAUGAAAGACAAUACUGAACGUAAAUACGUAAAAACACACUAAAAGAUAUGUUAAACUAGUUAAUAACAUACGUACUGUUCGAAUUCAGAAAAAAAUAGGAUUAUAAUGAAAAACUGGGGCUUUCUUUGUAGAUAAAAACGCCAAAAAACUUCCCACGGCUUGUUUCAAUAUUUUUGCCGAACACUAAACACGACGAUUCCACGCGCAGGUCGCGAGGAUGAAGUCUGAUCUAUAUAAAUCGUAUUUAAACUGUACUAACUGUAGGGAGCCACCUUAAGCAAACGACGUUCUUGACAAUACGUACGGCAGCCAGAAAUCAACCGAGCCGUUAUACAUUCUUAUUUGAAAUCACGAACAUGAAACUAUUUGACUGACGUUCUUCAUUUCAAGCAAGAAAUGCUGACGCCCACAAUAACGGCUGGAUUGAUUCCAGUUGGUCUACGUGUUGUCAAAAUCUAUCUCUAGAUGUGUUUAACCCGCUAAACAUUCUAAUUACUUUCUCCUCACAGGAAGAUCACAAUCCACGUUGUCUCAACAAGAAUCAAUACCUGGGAAAAGGCAAGCCAGAUUACCACGAAGUGUAUGUUCUCCUUCACCAACUAUUCCUAAACCAAGUCCCGAGAUUGGCGGUGAAUAUCCGUUUAAACCUACUGCAACUAUCUACGCUCAAGGAAGUCGCAGGAAUUUGGUCAUAGUAAACGGACGAAUACGAACCAACACAAUUCAAGAAGAAGUCGAAGAACAGCUGCUUAAUCGUUGUGUGCAAGUGUAUUAG
Molecule: messenger RNA, 10186 nt
Organism: Paramuricea clavata
Lineage: Eukaryota; Metazoa; Cnidaria; Anthozoa; Malacalcyonacea; Plexauridae
Source: the annotation of a GenBank genome assembly